AUUAGUGUAUCAUGUGUGUGCCGUGUGGUGGAACGGUGGAAGCUCCCGUUGCAUGGUACUGCCACCAACUGUCACCAACGUGAGUUGUCAUGAGUGCUCGUGUCAAUGGUGUCAAGUGUCAAUCAGUGUCAACAUUUCUCGUACCGUAUAAAAAUUCGCGUAUAAAUUAAGUAAAUUAAUUUAUCAAUGGCGGCGAUUGAUAAAGUUAAAAUUAUCGUGGUCGGCGACUCAGGUGUCGGUAAAACAUCGCUGACACAUCUAAUAUGCCAACAGCAUCCUAUCAGCAAUCCUUCCUGGACGAUAGGUUGCUCGGUGGAAGUCAAACUGCAUGAGUACAAGGAAGGCACGCCGAAUCAGAGAAGAUACUUCGUCGAACUAUGGGACGUUGGUGGUAGCCAAAGCCACAAAAACACUAGAUCUGUGUUUUACAAUCCCACAAAUGGCAUAAUAUUAGUCCACGACUUAACAAAUCGUAAAUCACAGCAGAAUCUGCAGAAAUGGCUGGAGGAGGUUUUAAGUAAAGAUGGAACAUCUUCAAGGUCCAAAUCGUUCGAGGACUUUGAUCCUGAGAAGUUUGUGGGCUCGACGCAGAUUCCAAUUUUAGUUAUUGGUACAAAACUCGAUUUAAUCUCAGAAUCCAAGUCCGUUAAAUCGAGUAUUCACAGACGUUCCGCGACCAUCGCGGAGGAGUGUGGUGCCGACGAAAUAUUUUUGGAUUGCCAUCAGAUAAGAUCUUUAGCGGCAGGCUCUAGUUCGUCCGUGAAACUUAGCAGAUUCUUCGAUAAAGUUAUUGAAAGACGAUACUAUUCCUCCAGAGAAGCGCUCAGUCCCGACAAGCGAAGACCGCCAUUAUACACUUCCUCGCUCUAUCCAAAGUUUUAUCAUAACGAUUAAGUGUGUUAUGAGUAUCAUACUGUACUAAGAUCUCAAGAAAGAUCUUGUUUCGCAUUGCACAAGAUGAUCAUUCUUUGUAACGCAUAGGAUUACGCGGAUUAACUAUUGCAAGGUCAUCAAUCUCGCAUUUCUUAUCCACAUUCCUAAUCUUCCCAUGAAAGUAUCUUAUAAGAUAUGCUCAAGAAAGAGAAAGAGAGAGAGAGAGAGAAAGAAUGAAUUGUAUGUGUGAACUCGUAAAUAAUGAAUAUAAAUAGGUGAUAUUUUUCACGUGUAUCUAUAUUGUAAAGACAUCGCGUUAUAUACAAAAUACUUAUUUUAUAAUAUAACGCAAUACAUAUCUAUUUAUUAUCUCGUUAACAAGAUCCAUUAUGUAAUCAUUACGUGAAGAAAUACACGUAUCUUUUCAU
This is a messenger RNA of Monomorium pharaonis (pharaoh ant), 1301 nucleotides long. RefSeq names its product rab-like protein 3. Gene Ontology annotation, cellular component: endomembrane system. Gene Ontology annotation, biological process: intracellular protein transport. Lineage: Eukaryota; Metazoa; Arthropoda; Insecta; Hymenoptera; Formicidae. The coding region runs from base 187 to 894 and encodes 235 amino acids. The transcript is spliced from 5 exons. Gene Ontology annotation, molecular function: GTPase activity; GTP binding. The record is from RefSeq and is a predicted model, not a curated record.